AUGGUGGGAAUUGGUCCCCGGCGCCCGCCCUCCCGCAAGGGAUCCAUGGCCGAUGUGCCCAAGGAUCUCUUGCAGCAGAUCAAGGAAUUCGAGGACCUCUUCACGGUGGACCGCGCCAAGCUGAAGCAGAUUGUUGACCACUUCGUCAAGGAGCUGGAGAAAGGUCUCAGUAAGGAAGGCGGGAACAUCCCGAUGAAUGUCACCUGGGUGUUCGGCUUCCCUUCGGGUGACGAGACCGGAACCUUCCUCGCCCUCGACAUGGGCGGCACCAACCUGCGGGUUUGUGAAGUCGUCCUGACGGAGGAAAAGGGCGAGUUCGACAUCACCCAGUCCAAGUACCGCAUGCCGGAGGAGCUCAAGACCGGCACGGCGGAGGAGCUGUGGGAGUACAUCGCCGACUGCUUGCAGCAAUUCCUGGAAUACCACCACGAGGGCGAGAAGCUGGCCAAACUCCCGCUGGGCUUCACUUUCUCCUACCCCGCGACACAGAACUACAUCGACCACGGCAUCCUUCAGCGGUGGACCAAGGGCUUUGACAUUGAUGGCGUCGAGGGCCACGACGUUGUUCCCCAGUUCGAGGAGGCUUUGAGAAGAAGAGGUCUCCCCAUUAAAACCACUGCAUUGAUCAACGACACGACGGGCACACUCAUCGCGUCCGCCUAUACCGACCCCGAGAUGAAGAUUGGCUGCAUCUUCGGCACCGGGGUCAAUGCGGCGUACAUGGAGAAUGCUGGGUCGAUCCCUAAGAUCGCCCACCUGAACCUGCCGCCCGAGACCCCCAUCGCAAUCAACUGCGAGUAUGGCGCCUUUGACAACGAACACGUCGUGCUGCCACGCACGCAAUACGACAUCAUCAUCGACCGGGAUUCGCCCCGCCCCGGGCAACAGACGUUCGAGAAGAUGACGGCUGGUCUGUACUUGGGCGAGAUCUUCCGACUGGCUCUGAUUGAUCUCAUCGACAACAAGCCGGGUCUGAUCUUCGAAGGGCAGGACGUGUCCAAGCUGCGCAAGCCGUACUCGCUGGAUGCGUCUUUCCUGGCGGCCAUUGAGGAGGACCCGUUCGAGAACCUGCAAGAGACGCAGGAGCUGUUCGAGCGGGUGCUGCAGAUCAAGCCGACCAAGCCCGAGCUAGAGAUGUGCCGCCGACUGGCGGAGCUGAUUGGCACGCGAGCAGCGCGACUGUCGGCGUGCGGUGUGGCCGCGAUCUGCAAGAAGAAGAACAUCGAGUCGUGCCACGUCGGGGCGGACGGGUCGGUGUUCACCAAGUACCCGCACUUCAAGGCGCGGGGCGCGCAGGCGCUGCGGGAGAUCCUGGACUGGAAAGACGAUGAGAAGGACAAGGUGGUGAUCCUGCCGGCCGAGGAUGGAUCCGGUGUGGGCGCGGCGCUGAUUGCGGCUUUGACGCUGAAGCGGGUCAAGGAGGGCAAUCUGGUGGGCAUCCGGGACAAGGGAUCCAUGGAGACGAUGCUGUAG
Molecule: messenger RNA, 1473 nt
Organism: Rasamsonia emersonii CBS 393.64
Lineage: Eukaryota; Fungi; Ascomycota; Eurotiomycetes; Eurotiales; Trichocomaceae
Product: Hexokinase
Exons: 5
Coding region: 1-1473 (490 amino acids)
Biological process (GO): intracellular glucose homeostasis; glucose 6-phosphate metabolic process; glycolytic process
Cellular component (GO): mitochondrion; cytosol
Molecular function (GO): ATP binding; glucokinase activity; mannokinase activity
Source: RefSeq, a predicted model, not a curated record